Haliotis rubra (blacklip abalone) is the source of this 2493-nucleotide messenger RNA. RefSeq names its product hemicentin-2-like. The record is from RefSeq and is a predicted model, not a curated record. The transcript is spliced from 5 exons. NCBI's taxonomy places the organism in Eukaryota, Metazoa, Mollusca, Gastropoda, Lepetellida, Haliotidae. Bases 636 to 1658 code for a protein of 340 amino acids.
GACACAAGGUUGUGUUUAGACGGAGAUCGUUUGUUUCGGCAUACAGUCGGCACCAUCAAACGCAAGUCAUCCCCGACCACGCGUGGCGAGAGGCCGGCUCUCAUCGCUCUCAGCUCCUCACUGACAGUGCGUUACUCCAGCUGUACGGCAGUGAUCUGUCGCUGUGUGGAGGUUUCAUACUCAUGACUUACAACCAUAUUUCUGUGAUGUCUGGAAUACCAUUCUGACUGGAUAUCAACCUGGGCUCUUAUCUGGGCACAAAAUUAGUCUAUAAUUAUCCCAGUGUUAUGGCGAGGGUACUCUAAGAGCCGGAAACUCGUACAUCCGGCGAGUUGACCCGUCCGGGUUAUCGAGUUGCCGUUCCCUCUACAUUGUCUUAGCGUUACUGUCACUUGGAGACGCCGAAAUAGCGAGUAUACCUGAUAUUGCGUACAGCAAGCUAUAUGUCCGUGUGUACAUAAUUCAUCAGCAAGUGAUUCAGUCACUAUUGUGUUGUAGGCGGGAGAGCCUGUGUGUCGCUUUACCGCGAGCCCGAGACAGCUGGAGUUAGCGCUCGCUUCGAUAACGAACAGCGGAGUGAGAGAGAGAGAAGAACGAAAGAGCGAGAGAAGGGUCAACUCUAGGAGGUCAAUGAAAUGAAAAUGAACUCUUCAUUGGCCGGAAUAUGGAUGUUCGUACUGAUGUCCCUUCAGACGCUAGGAGAAGGCAGUCUGUCUGUGGAUCCCAACAGACCGUUAUACAUUCGGGAACAUUCCAGACUGAAGCUGGACUGUACAUACAAAGGGGACAAUGGCCACAUCAAGUGGACAAAGAGUGAUAUCCCGGUGGAAGAACCCUACUUCGCCACGCACACUUUCAGGACGGCCGCGUACUCGGACGGCAAGAUUCAGAUGGUCACCAACUUGACCAUCACAAGGAACAACAUGCUUCUAAGAGACUCGGGAGUCUACGCAUGCGUAUCGGGGUUGGAGAGGAAAGACGUCAGGGUGAAGGUCUUGAGGGUUCAAACAGGAAGUCACGUGAUCAGGGACCCUGGAGGGAGUAUCACGCUGCUGUGUGACCCGGCAAAUCAUGACGUCGACGUGUUGUGGACGAAGAACAUGACGUCACUGAGUCAGCUGCCUGACCUGUCAGGAAGAAUCAUGUUGGAAGCUAGAAACACAACGUUAAGAAUACGCAAUGCCUCUCUGGCUGACAGUGGACAAUACGAGUGUAACGUGAAACCUCGAGAUGGCGUCGUACAAGGAAAUCUCAGCUCAAAAGUCGUUUUAAGUGGCAGUCCAUACUUCCCUGAUGGCCAUAACGUCUCGGAGACGGUGACCGUGUCAACAAAACGUCUGGAACUAUACUGCCCCGCGCAAGGAUACCCUGUUCCGAAGGUGAUAUGGUUGGCGGAAGGUGUCCAGUUAAACAACAGCAAGGAAACACAGUUCUUAUCUUAUGGUGGCGUCACCUCUGCUGUCUUACGUAUUGAGCGGUAUUUACCAGAAAUUGGGGAAAGGUUUGUUUGUGAAGCCUUCAACCAACAAGGUCGGACUCGAAGAACAUUUGAAAUACUGUUUGUAAAUUCUGCUCAAACCAUUCAUGCUGUCGACGCGGUGUUUAUUCUGGCUCUUUUCGUGUCUUUAUCAAUUAAUCUCAAAGGGUUUCAAAGCUGAAUGGCACGAGAAUGAAAGACAAUGUUAUAAACUACAAGAGCCACGCUUACAGUGAGUGUUUCAUGUGUAUGGUAAAGCAAGACGUGUGAGUGUAAAUGUUGAAAACCGGAAGUCAUCUGUGCUAUUUUUGUGGUCAUGUGAUUCCAUAGCGGCCUUGACCCCUAUAUGCUUUGGAUCUAGAUACCGGAAGCUUGCACAAUGAAGGGCGCCACCUGGCGAACUUCUUUACAGGUUCAACUUGUGUGACGAACGAACCAGAUGGGCGGUGUUACCAGCCUCUUGAAGUACCAUGGCAAGGGUAACCGGCACGGAUUUGAUCCAAGACGAGCUUUGAACAUCAGUGUCAGCCUAUGGGAGGCCGGCAGGUGCAUGUCAAACAUGGCCUCCUUGAAAGACAAUAUUAUGUUAGUAGUGAAUAGCCUAUCGUAUUAAUUAUGUACAUACAUCAAAUAUGGAGGUUAGAAUGGGAAAGCCCAUUUAAAAUUGAAUGUUUCUCAGAUGUCAUAUUGUAAAAUAAUUUAUACGGUUCAGAUGUACAUAAUUGAUCGCACGUGUUUGUAUAGCGUGUCUGUAGGGUAAUUUAUUCUUGUUUGCCGUUCUAAUAUUGACUACAGUGUAUAUGGUGAAGCGGAUGAUGCUGUCAGGUGUUUUCCGUGCAUACAUGCUCGUGAUUGAUUGCACUUAGAAUUGUUAUUACCAGUGAACGAGAUGCGGUGACGCAAAUCGUGAAUAUGUCUAAGCCGCUAUGGUAUUCAUAAAACGGCAUAUUAUUGAUAACUGAUUAUAUAUGAUGGCUGGACAUAUUGAAUAUAUAGAUCACAUUGUACUGUCAAAA